CCGUCUCUGAUUAUACACUUUCAGGUUCAACAAGCGAUUUUCCUCAUUGUUGUUGUGACGGCCUCUUUCUGACGUUCUACUACUCACUUCAGUAUUUCUGAAGGUGUGGCCUCUUUCUGAACUCGAACGAACCAACGCCCUUUCGUUUCAUUGUCAAUCUUGAACUAUUGAGUGUCAUCACCAUGGAUGAGGACAUGAUUUUCGAGUCGAUUCCCGUUUCUUUGUCGCAACCUCAAGGCGAUUCAUUUCAUUACCAGCAGAUAAAUGGCUUGGAUCCUCAUAGGAAAAUGCUGGACUUGGUAUUCGUGCAAGAUUGUACUGGGAGCCAGGGAAGUUACAUCUCUUCUGCUACCAAGAAUAUCGAGCAAAUUUGUGGCGCCAUCUAUGAGUCUGGACGACUGCAAGCGCUAGAGGACCUUCGGGUGGGCUUGGUAGCGUUCCGGGACCAUCCUCCACAGGACCACACAUACAUAGUCAGGAACUUUGGGUUCUCCUCUGAUAUUAGCAAGGUGCACAAGAACCUUUCUGGCUUGUAUGCUUCCGGAGGUGGGGACGGACCGGAAGCUGUGACCGCUGCUAUGGUCGAGGCUCUCAAUAUGGAAUGGAGGGAGAACGCGAGUAAGAUGGUUGUUCUCAUUGCUGACGCCCCUCCUCAUGGCAUUGGGGAGUACGGAGAUGGCUUCGAUGAAGGGUCGCCAGAUGGGAACGAUCCCCUUGUUGUCGCACGCAUGAUGGCUAGUCGCGGAAUUACUCUGUUUUUUGUUGCUUGUGAACCUGCUCUAAGCGGAUAUCAGUAUGCGACCGACUUCUACAAAGCAAUAACUAAUAUCACCUCGGGGUUGAUGUUACCGUUGACAACAGCGGACCUGCUCUCUCAUGCCAUCGUCGGAAGUGUUCUCGAAAACCUCGACAUGGAGAGAUUAGUGCGCGAAGUGGGGCAUGCUGUUGCUCAGCGGAUCAUUGGUAAUAACGAGAGCGUCGAUGAUGUCGCUAGGGAACUGCAUGAAAAGCUGCUACUGCGAAACGAAAGCACGAAGAAGGUGGUUAUAGAGAGCAUCUACAAGGAGUCAGAAGAGUCCCGGCAUAAUGUUGCUGUGUUCUCAGACGCUCCUUCGCUGGCAGAAGCUCGUCCGCUAUUGAAGAAGGUGAAUGGCACUCGUUUCACAGAUAAAUAUCUUCAGGCCCGCGGAAAUUUAGCGAGAGGCAGCUAUGCUUCGUAUACCCCGGCAACACCCCCACGCUCUCCACUUAGGUCGCCUUCCACAUCACCCUCCUCCAAGGGGUUCACGACGGGCUCUCCGCCACGCAAGGUGGUCACCGAUUUCGCUGCAUUUGGCGCUCCAGCAAACGCCAGUGUCUUCGGCACAGCAGUGGCGUCAACGCCUUUCUCGCUGGCUGGUGGGAAAGCAGCGUUUGGUGGAAUGCGAACUGGGCGCGGACGUGGAGUCUUUGAUGACGAUGAUGAUGACGAUGACGAUGGCAGACAAAAGGUCGAGUUGAGAGAAGACUCUAUCACGCUUGAUCAGGCCCGCCGCAUCGCUCUGCAAAGUGCUUGGAGGGGCGCAGGUAUCUAAUCCGCGUUCAUGAAAUGUUUUCUGAUGUCUCGAUCUUCCUUUGUCAUUUGCAACUCACGUCCAUCUUUCUCCUCACGCACGCAUGUUUUUUCUUGUCUAGUACCAGUAUUGUUUUAGAAAUCUAUCACCUGUUCAACGUUCUUCCCUUUCAGUUCAGAUUGCUCUUCGACCGUCAGGUCUUAAUUCGGAACCUUGUAGUAAUAAAUGUG
Messenger RNA from Guyanagaster necrorhizus, 1783 nucleotides. RefSeq lists its product as uncharacterized. The transcript has 7 exons. Bases 183 to 1574 code for a protein of 463 amino acids. NCBI's taxonomy places the organism in Eukaryota, Fungi, Basidiomycota, Agaricomycetes, Agaricales, Physalacriaceae. The record is from RefSeq and is a predicted model, not a curated record. Gene Ontology annotation, molecular function: protein serine/threonine kinase activity. Gene Ontology annotation, cellular component: cytoplasm.